Molecule: messenger RNA, 2092 nt
Organism: Colias croceus (clouded yellow)
Lineage: Eukaryota; Metazoa; Arthropoda; Insecta; Lepidoptera; Pieridae
Gene: Ugt2
Product: UDP-glycosyltransferase UGT5-like
Exons: 3
Coding region: 400-2049 (549 amino acids)
Molecular function (GO): UDP-glycosyltransferase activity
Source: RefSeq, a predicted model, not a curated record
AAGGGGCUAAAGAUAAAACGAUUUAACUAUUUUUGUCUCUAUUUUGUAGAUUUUAUAUUUAUGUUUUUAACUAUCUAUCACAUACUAUUUUAAGGACAAGACUUCGGAACAUUUGGAAGAGAUGUAGUUAGUUAUAUUGGUAAUAGAUAUAAAAAAAUAAAGUAUUAUGAAAUCUUUCAUUUAGAUUUCAAAUUAAAAAUUUUGUAGCAUGCAAAUAUUAUAAUGUAAGCAUUGCUCAAAUUAUACUGUACAAAGAAAGAAAUUAGUUUUUAUGACCUUGCUUGGAACACUUGUGUUUAAUUUAUAUGUUUGAUUAAGUGUGUCGUUCGGGUUACCAAAGGAAAGAUACCAUUUUUACUUCAGCGACUUGAGACUGAAAGCGUAUCAUAAACAGACAAGAUGACGUGGCUUCGGCGAAUAAGUGUGGUGUUUUUAUUUUUUCUUGCUUGUAAGGGUGUUGAAAGUGCAUCUAUAUUAGCACUAUUUUCUUCUUUGUCCUUCUCUGAUCACCUCGUGUUCAGGAGUUAUAUUUCUCUUCUUGUUCAACGAGGACAUUCGGUUGUUAUGAUGACCCCAUAUCCAGGUAACUUUAACUCACAAGAAAUGGAAAGGAUAGUGGAACUCAAUGUUGGAACUGAAUCAGCGCCGUUUUGGGAGGAAUACAAGAGAUUAUAUACCGAUACCGAUGACUAUUUUCCACGACUGAAAAGUAUGAAUGAACUAUCUUUAAAAUUGGCCAUUGCCCAGUUAAAGUCAAAACCGAUGACAUCUUUGCUAAUUAACCCAAAUGUUAAAUUUGACCUCGUUAUAACAGAAGCUGAUGUACCACUAUUGUAUGCGAUUGCUGAAAAAUAUCAAACUCCACACAUUUCUAUUACUACUUCUAGUGGAAAAAUCCACCAGUAUGAAUCUAAAGGCACUCCUAUUCAUCCCAUACUUUAUCCGGACGUCAAUACCUUAAGCCACAGAAAUCUAACGCGGUGGCAAAAAAUUGUUGAGAUAUAUCGUUAUUUCAGCACGAGAAAUGAAUAUUAUAAUCAUUACCUUCCUCUUUGCGAUGUUGCUGCUAAGAAAAUGUUUGGACUCAAUAGAGAGCUCAUAGAAGUCGAAUAUGAUAUCGACAUUUUGUUAAUAGCUAGUAAUCCUCUUUUAAUCGGUAAUAGACCAACUGUACCAGCAAUUUCUUUCGUUGAUCGCCUUCAAAUUAAGCCAGGAUUUCCAUUACAACAGGUACAUGAACAAAUUAUUACUGUUUGGUAUAGUAUGUUUUUAAUUUUUGUCUUAUUCAAAUUGAAUUGUUCUCAGGAGUUAAAAACGAUUUUGGAUUCAGCGCCGAAAGGUGUCAUAUACUUUAGUUUCGGCGCCAUUCAGGAACCUGAACAUCUUUCCAGUAGUAUACUGCAAACUCUGGCUGAUGCGUUCCGAGAGAUGCCAUUUACAGUACUGUGGAAGAUUGGCAACACGACAAUGGUGAAUUUGUCAGGAAACGUAAUUGCUAAUGUUUGGUUUCCUCAACAGGAAAUUUUAGCUCAUCCUAAUGUUAAGGCUUUUAUAACACAUGGUGGACCACGUUCCUUAGAAGAGGCUAUUUUCUACGAAGUUCCAAUAAUUGGUUUACCAACAGUGCGUUCCAGAAAAGUCUUUAUUAGUGAAAUUACUCGAUAUGGAGCAGGAGAAAUUUUAGAUAUUUAUUCUUUGGAAAAGGAGGCUUUGAUACAAGUGCUGACAGAAGUUGCAACGAAUAAUAAGUACAAGAAUGAAAUGAUUAAAUUGAAGAGUAUGGUUGUGAGCCCUGUAAUUUCUGGUCCCGACAACGCCGUCUGGUGGACGGAAUACGUCCUGCGUAAUGGUGGUGCGAAGUACCUCCGGUCCCCAGCAGUUGGCAUAUCAUUUGUUAAAUACUACAUGUUAGAUAUCGCUGGCAUCUUGCUUUCAGUUUCAUUAAUAUUACUUUCGGCUGCUUACUUCAUGUUGCGUAUAGUUUACAGACGACUUUAUGCCCGCUUUGUUAACAAAUUUGGAGAUAAAGGAAAGUUUAAAGCAUUGUAAUGUAACAACGUUAGUAAUUCUUGUUUUAAUUUAUUAUUUUCUA